AUGAGAGAGAUCGUACACAUUCAGGCUGGCCAAUGUGGUAACCAAAUCGGUGCCAAAUUUUGGGAAGUCAUAUCUGACGAACAUGGCAUAGACUCAACCGGUAUAUACCAUGGAGACUCAGACCUUCAGUUGGAGCGCAUCGACGUCUUCUACAACGAAGCCACAGGAGGAAGAUACGUACCAAGAGCAGUUUUGGUAGAUUUGGAGCCCGGUACUAUGGACUCAGUAAGAUCAGGCACCUACGGAGAGCUUUUUAGACCAGAUAACUUCAUCUUCGGACAAUCAGGAGCAGGAAACAACUGGGCUAAAGGCCAUUAUACAGAGGGAGCUGAGCUUGUAGACUCAGUCUUAGAUGUCGUUAGAAAGGAAGCAGAGAACUGUGAAUGCUUACAAGGAUUCCAAGUAACACACUCACUUGGAGGAGGUACAGGAUCAGGUAUGGGAACAUUGCUGAUCAGCAAGAUCAGAGAAGAAUUCCCAGACAGAAUCAUGGAAACCUUCUCAGUAUUCCCAAGUCCAAAGGUCAGUGACACUGUCGUCGAGCCAUACAACGCAACACUCUCAGUUCACCAGCUCGUCGAGAACAGUGAUGAAGUCCAAGUCAUAGAUAACGAGGCUUUGUAUGACAUUUGCUUCAGAACACUGAAGCUCACAACCCCAACCUACGGAGACUUAAACCAUCUGGUUUCAGCAGCAAUGAGCGGUGUAACCUGCUCACUCAGGUUCCCAGGACAACUCAACUCUGAUUUACGUAAAUUGGCUGUUAACUUGAUCCCAUUCCCAAGGCUCCACUUCUUUAUGAUCGGUUUCGCACCACUCACCAGCAGAGGAAGCCAACAAUACAGAGCUCUUACAGUGGCAGAGCUCACCCAGCAAAUGUUCGACGCCAAGAACAUGAUGUGCGCCAGUGACCCAAGAAGAGGACGCUACUUGACGGCAUGUGCAAUGUUCAGAGGAAGAAUGAGCACAAAGGAAGUUGACGAGCAGAUGAGCAAUGUUCAAAAUAAGAACAGCAGCUACUUCGUCGAGUGGAUCCCACACAACACCAAGUCCAGUGUUUGUGACAUUCCACCAAAGGGACUUAAGAUGUCCGUUACCUUCGUAGGUAACUCGACAGCGAUCCAAGAUAUGUUCAAGAGGGUUUCUGAGCAGUUUACAGCUAUGUUCAGGAGAAAGGCUUUCUUGCAUUGGUAUACUGGUGAGGGUAUGGACGAGAUGGAAUUUACAGAGGCAGAAUCUAACAUGAACGACCUGGUUUCAGAGUACCAACAGUACCAAGAAGCCACAAUCAACGACGAUGAAGAUCUUGACUACGAAUGA
This is a messenger RNA of Theileria annulata, 1320 nucleotides long. Its product is annotated as tubulin beta chain, putative. Gene Ontology annotation, cellular component: microtubule; cytoplasm. Gene Ontology annotation, molecular function: GTPase activity; GTP binding; structural constituent of cytoskeleton. The record is from RefSeq and is a predicted model, not a curated record. Gene Ontology annotation, biological process: mitotic cell cycle; microtubule cytoskeleton organization. The transcript has 2 exons. Lineage: Eukaryota; Apicomplexa; Aconoidasida; Piroplasmida; Theileriidae. The coding region runs from base 1 to 1320 and encodes 439 amino acids.